UCAGUUGUUCAGAGCCAAGACAGCCAGAGGAUUGAUUGUUUGUUGUGUUGUUUCGUAGGGCGUUUGUAUUUUGUUUUUCAUUUGGUAUACUUAUAGAGCAUUAUAUUAUCGUCUUGGUUAUGGCUUCUAUGACUGGUUUCGAUGAUCCUGGAGUUUUCUUCAGCGAUAAUUUUGGAGGUCAAUCUGAGGAUCAAACUGAUAACAGACAUGUUCAGAGAACGCUGAUAAAAAAGAAAUUGAGGGAUUUCUUGAGAGAAUUUCAUGUUACAAUUGAAGGCGGAGUCACCUAUGCUUACAGAGAUCAACUAAAAAGAAAUUACAAUCUUGGAGAAUAUUGGGUCGAAGUUGAUCUUGGUCACCUGGCGUCUUAUGAUGAUGACUUAGCAGAUUGUUUGAUGAAACAACCCGUCGAAUAUCAUCCUUUGUUUGAACAAGCUGCAAAGGAAAUUGCUGAUGAAGUCACUCGACCACGACCAGAGGGGGAAGAAGUUGUUCAUGCGGUACAAGUACUUCUACAAUCAACUGCAAUUCCAACUUCUGUUCGAAGCUUGAAGGCUGACCAGAUGUCAAAGCUUGUCAAAGUCCCAGGAAUCAUUGUUUCAGCGACAGCUAUUCGAGCAAAAGCAAUUAAACUUGGCCUCCAAUGUCGAUCAUGUCGUGCCACAAUAAAUGAUGUUAUAGUGAAACCUGGUUUUGAAGGAUAUAGUUUACCAAGAAAAUGCGUAACCGAGGCACAAGGAAGAGAACCGUGUCCACUCGAUCCAUUUUUUAUUGUUCCUGAGAAAUGUGAAUGUGUUGAUUUUCAAACCUUGAAGCUUCAAGAAGCACCAGAUGCCGUACCACAGGGUGAAAUGCCAAGACACCUGCAACUGUAUAUUGACCGCUACCUCUGUGACAAAGUUGUGCCAGGAAAUAAAGUGACUGUGAUUGGAAUAUAUGCCAUACGAGGAUCAUCUACAAGUGUAUCAUCAAAAUCAAAAAACAUGAAAGCGAGAGGUGUUGGUGUCGGUAUCAGGACACCAUAUCUUCGAGUGUUGGGUGUUGAGGCUACUGCUGGAGCAACUGGACACAAAAUGGGGACUUCACUUACUGCUGAGGAAGAAGAAAAUAUCAGACGAUUGACACAAAAUCCCAACAUAUACGAUGUUAUCAGUCGGUCGAUCGCUCCAUCAAUCUUCGGAAGUGAUGAUAUGAAGAAAGCCAUAGCUUGUCUUCUGUUUGGUGGAUCUCGUAAACGACUUCCUGAUGGAUUGACGAGAAGAGGAGAUAUAAACUUAUUGAUGUUAGGAGAUCCUGGAACAGCUAAAUCUCAGCUUCUGAAAUUUGUGGAACAAGUAUCACCUAUUGCAGUCUACACGUCUGGAAAGGGAAGCAGUGCUGCAGGAUUAACCGCUUCUGUAAUAAAAGACCCGAGCACAAGAAAUUUUGUGAUGGAAGGUGGUGCAAUGGUUCUCGCAGAUGGGGGUGUUGUAUGUAUUGAUGAAUUUGAUAAAAUGAGAGAGGAUGAUCGUGUUGCUAUUCACGAAGCCAUGGAACAGCAGACUAUCUCCAUUGCGAAGGCUGGCAUCACGACAACCCUUAACUCGCGUUGCUCUGUACUGGCUGCUGCAAACUCAGUUUAUGGACGAUGGGAUGAUACAAAAGGAGCACAAAACAUCGAUUUUAUGCCGACAAUCUUGUCCAGAUUUGACAUGAUUUUUAUUGUGAAAGAUCAACAUGAUCAAGCUAGAGAUAUUACACUUGCUAAGCAUGUAAUGGGAGUUCAUAUGACUGCACAAACUGCCAAACAAACAGCAACAGAAGGUGAAAUCAAUCUGCAAACAUUGAAGAAAUAUAUUGCUUAUGCAAGAAAUAAAUGUGGUCCACGAUUGUCGGCCUCAGCAUGUGAAAAACUAAAAAAUCGUUAUGUUCUGAUGAGAGCGGGAGCCCAUUCACAUGAAAUGGAAACUGAAAAGAAGACAUCUAUACCAAUCACAGUUCGUCAAUUGGAAGCCAUUGUUCGAAUUUCAGAAUCUCUCGCAAAGAUGCGUUUGGCUCCAUUUGCUGGUGAAGCUGAAGUGGACGAAGCUUUGAGAUUGUUUCAGGUUUCUACUCUUGACGCUGCAACGACUGGAAACUUAGCUGGAGUGGAAGGUUUCACAUCUGAUGCGGAUCACGAAAUGUUGAAUAGAAUUGAAAAACAAAUAAAACGAAGAUUUGUCAUUGGAUCGCAAGUAUCAGAAUAUGCCAUUGUACAAGAUUUCACCAAACAGAAAUAUCCUGAACGUGCAAUAUACAAGGUAUUGCAACUGAUGAUAAAACGUGGAGAAAUACAACACCGAAUGCAGAGAAAAAUGAUGUUUAGAGUCAAAUAAGUGUUUUUGUGAAUCUACCACUCUGUUGCCGGAAAUUGUCAUGUUCCAAUCUUAGAAAUCAUGUUGUUUAUAUUUGUAAAUAUAUUGAGUUUGUGCAUUUCGUAUA
This is a messenger RNA of Styela clava, 2460 nucleotides long. Its product is annotated as DNA replication licensing factor mcm5-A-like. Gene Ontology annotation, biological process: double-strand break repair via break-induced replication; DNA replication; DNA replication initiation. Gene Ontology annotation, molecular function: 3'-5' DNA helicase activity; DNA replication origin binding; single-stranded DNA binding. The record is from RefSeq and is a predicted model, not a curated record. Gene Ontology annotation, cellular component: MCM complex; nucleus. Lineage: Eukaryota; Metazoa; Chordata; Ascidiacea; Stolidobranchia; Styelidae.